This is a messenger RNA of Antrostomus carolinensis (chuck-will's-widow), 889 nucleotides long. RefSeq names its product TATA-box binding protein associated factor 8 (gene TAF8). Lineage: Eukaryota; Metazoa; Chordata; Aves; Caprimulgiformes; Caprimulgidae. The record is from RefSeq and is a predicted model, not a curated record. Gene Ontology annotation, biological process: transcription initiation at RNA polymerase II promoter. Gene Ontology annotation, molecular function: protein heterodimerization activity. The transcript is spliced from 7 exons. The coding region runs from base 155 to 889 and encodes 244 amino acids. Gene Ontology annotation, cellular component: transcription factor TFIID complex.
GUGUCCACAGAGGUCAGGCAGUAAGCACGCAACCACGCCAGCGGAUAACUACUACCUGGCUCGGAGGAGGACCCUGCAGGUGGUGGUCAGCUCCUUGCUCACCGAAGCCGGCUUCGAGAGCGCAGAGAAGGCUGCAGUGGAGACGCUGACGGAGAUGUUACAGAGCUAUAUUUCUGAAAUUGGAAGGAGUGCAAAGUCCUACUGUGAACAUACAGCCAGAACGCAGCCUACGCUCUCCGAUAUCGUGGUUACUCUAGUAGAAAUGGGGUUCAAUGUUGAAACUCUUCCUGCAUAUGCCAAGCGGUCCCAGAGGAUGGUCAUCACUGCCCCUCCUGUGACAAACCAGCCCGUGACUCCCAAAGCCCUGACAGCUGGACAGAACAAGCCACAUCCAUCCCACAUUCCUGGCCAUUUCCCUGAGUUUCCAGAUCCUCACACUUACAUCAAGACACCAACAUACCGGGAGCCAGUAUCUGAUUAUCAAGUCCUACGGGAAAAGGCAGCAUCUCAACGGCGCGAUGUGGAAAGAGCUCUCACACGUUUCAUGGCUAAGACAGGAGAAACACAGAGUCUCUUCAAAGAUGAUGUUAGCACGUUCCCAUUGAUUGCUGCCAGACCUUUCACUGUACCCUACCUGACAGCUCUUCUCCCCUCUGAGCUGGAAAUGCAGCAAAUGGAAGAAACAGAUUCAUCUGAGCAAGACGACCAGACAGACACUGAGAACCUUCCGCUGCACAUGAGCACGGAUGAUUCAGGACCUGAAAAGGAGAAUGCUUCAGUGUUACAGCAGAACACCUCCCUGUCAGGCAGUCGGAACGGGGAAGAAAAUGUGAUAGACAAUCCCUACCUCCGGCCAGUGAAAAAGCCCAAGAUCCGCAGAAAGAAGUGA